Messenger RNA from Xyrauchen texanus (razorback sucker), 3160 nucleotides. It is a transcript of the gene ddx54, whose product is annotated as DEAD (Asp-Glu-Ala-Asp) box polypeptide 54. Gene Ontology annotation, molecular function: RNA helicase activity; ATP binding; RNA binding. The transcript is spliced from 20 exons. Gene Ontology annotation, cellular component: nucleus. NCBI's taxonomy places the organism in Eukaryota, Metazoa, Chordata, Actinopteri, Cypriniformes, Catostomidae. The coding region runs from base 137 to 2698 and encodes 853 amino acids. The record is from RefSeq and is a predicted model, not a curated record.
ACCUCUUUCCCUCACACGUGUUGUUGAGAAUGUCGGUAGUGUUUCCAUCUCACGGAUUUAACUGACUGCUGUGAUUAAACAGCGGUAUUUAAUCGAAUACCAUAGAAACAUUGUAGCACGACACUUAUUCAACACAAUGGCCCAGCGGAAGAAGAAGUUUAUGAAGAGGAGGAAGAACUCCGCGAACAGAGAUCACGAGCUCGACUCUGAUGAAGGACAAUUUGAAGUUUCUGCACAAAUCAAAGAUGAUCAACAUACAGCUGGCAGAAGACUUCCUCAUUUCCCUGCAUCAUCCGAGUGUGUGUCUGACGUGGAGCCCGACACCAGAGAACUCGUCAGAGCUCAGAACAAGAAGAAAAAGAAGUCUGGAGGCUUUCAGUCAAUGGGUCUCAGUUACCCCGUGUAUAAAGGUGUUAUGAAAAAGGGUUAUAAAGUCCCUACACCGAUCCAGAGAAAGACUGUUCCAGUGAUUCUGGAUGGCAAGGAUGUGGUGGCAAUGGCUCGGACCGGAAGUGGAAAGACUGCCGCUUUCCUGAUUCCCAUGUUUGAGAAGCUUCAGGCUCCGCAGGCUCAAACAGGGGCCCGGGCUCUGAUUCUCACCCCAACCAGAGAGCUUGCGCUGCAGACUAUGAAGUUCACCAAAGAGUUGGGGAAGUUCACUGGCCUUAAAACGGCACUCAUUCUUGGUGGAGACAGUAUGGAUGAUCAGUUUGCUGCUCUUCAUGAAAAUCCAGACAUUAUUAUUGGUACUCCUGGUCGUCUGAUGCACGUCGUCAUGGAGAUGAACCUCAAACUGCAGGGUGUGGAGUAUGUGGUGUUUGAUGAAGCAGAUCGCUUGUUUGAAAUGGGCUUUGCAGAUCAGCUUCAGGAAAUAAUCAGACGUCUUCCAGACACACGACAGACACUGCUGUUCUCCGCCACGCUGCCCAAACUGCUCGUAGAGUUCGCCAGAGCUGGUCUCACUGAGCCAGUUCUCAUUCGUCUGGAUGUGGACUCUAAACUCAGUGACCAGUUGAAGCUUUCAUUCUUUCACCUGCGUCUGGAUGAUAAACCUGCUCUUCUGCUUCAUCUGCUGAGGAACGUGGUGAAGCCACAGGAACAGACACUCGUGUUUGUGGCCACCAAACAUCAUGUGGAGUAUCUUAAAGAGCUGUUGACGGUGGAGGGCAUCGAUUGUGCGUACAUUUACAGCUCUCUGGACCAGACUGCUCGCAAGAUCAACAUCGGACGCUUCGUUCACCGCAAGGCCAUGGUACUGCUGGUCACAGAUGUGGCGGCACGUGGAAUCGACAUUCCGCUUUUAGACAACGUCAUCAACUUCAACUUCCCCUCCAAAGCCAAACUCUUUCUGCACAGAGUUGGUCGUGUGGCGCGUGCUGGUAGAGGCGGUACAGCGUUCAGUCUCUUGUGUCCCGAUGAAGUGUCUUUCGUCUAUGACCUUCAUCUGUUCUUGGGUCGACCCAUUCAGAUUGCUCAACCUGAUCACACACAAGAUACAGAUGGUUUGAUUGGCCGUGUUCCUCAGACCAUUCUUGACGAUGAAGAGUCACAGCUCCUCACAGCUCAUGAGAACUCACUGGAUCUUCAGAACCUCAGACGGGUGUCAGAGAACGCUUACAAGCAUUACUUGAAGUCUAGACCCAACCCCUCUCCAGAGUCCAUCAAACGCGUGAAGAACACUGACUUCUCCUCCAUGAGCGUCCACCCUCUGCUGGGUUCUGGACUGGAGCGGAACGAGCUGGACAGACUGUUGAUUGUCGACAGCAUCAAGGGUUACAAAGCAAAAUCUACUAUAUUUGAAAUCAACUCCAACAAUAAAACAAAUGCCAGUGAGGUGAUGCGAGCGAAGCGUUCACGGCACAGUCAUUUAGUUGACAAAUUUCAGAAAACACGUGCAGAUCUGAUAACGGUGCCCACUGCUUACCCUGUAACUAGAACAGAACCAAAACACGAUGAGGAGGAAGAUGAUGAGGAAGACCUGGAGAAUGUGUUCUCUCAAGUGGUUGGAAGAAAAAAAAAACGAAAGCAAGACAAUGAAACGGACGGACAAAAGAGCAAAAAGAACCAAAGUUCAGAAAAAGAUGAAGAGUUUUACAUCCCAUACAGACCCAAAGACUUCAAUUCAGAGAGGGGGUUGAGUCUCGGUGCUGACGGCAGCACGUUCGAGCAGCAAGCGUCCUCUGCAGUUCUAGAUCUGAUGGGAGAUGAGAGCAACACUUUAAACCAGCAUAAGAACAUGAUGAAAUGGGAUCGCAAGCGGAAGCGCUUCGUCCAUGACAUGGGCAAAGACGGGAAUAACAAGAAAAUCAAAACCGAGAGUGGACAGGUGGUGAGCCACAAAAAGAAGAAGAACUUUUAUGAAGAAUGGAAGAAAAAGUACAAGGUGGAUGAUGGAGCAUCAGAGUCGGAUGGAGAAACUGUUGGAGGAGCCAAAGGGAGGAAAUUUGGCGGUGGAAGAGGAAGAGGAGGGGCUCAGUCACAGUCCGGACCGCAGCGCAGUGGAUCAGGAGUGCGGUCUGAACUCAAGAACAGCCAACAGAUCCUCAAACAACGCAAACGUCAAGCCAAACAGCAGUUUCUACAGAGUGGCGGCAUGAAGAAGCUCCGUUCCAAAGGAAGACAGCGCCUGCAGGAAGUGAUGAAAUCUGGAUUUGGCCGCAGUGGACAGAAAAAAGGAAAGAUGAGGAAGAGAUUUUAAGAAGCAAAUGAGGAAUCCUUCAAUACAAGCUCACAAUAGUCAUUAGUCCUAGCUGAAGAAAACACAUCGGACAUAAUUCUGUUCAUAUUAAAUACAAUGUGAAAAGACUUUGAUCUUUUACUGAAUGCUGAAUUGCAGCUGCUGUCUCAUGCCCAUGAAAUAUUAAUGCUUCAUUAAUCUCAAUAUGUGGCCAAUACAGAUGGUCACUAAUAUUGAUUUGUUGUCUUUUCAACACUUCAUCCGCGGAUUCAUAACAGUGCACGAAUGUUCAGAGUUCCAUACAAGUUAAGCUCUUUCAGCUGCAUUUGUGGAGUAAUGUCGAUUAUCACAGAAAAUAAUUUCAAUUUCAUAUGAAUUAAAUCAAGGUUACAGUAAAACAAUAAUGCAUAAUGGAAGUACACUGGACCUGAUGGUACACAUUAAAAUACCCAUUGUUUUCAAAGUAAAAUAAAGAUAUAUCCA